Molecule: messenger RNA, 651 nt
Organism: Penicillium subrubescens
Lineage: Eukaryota; Fungi; Ascomycota; Eurotiomycetes; Eurotiales; Aspergillaceae
Exons: 3
Coding region: 1-651 (216 amino acids)
Source: RefSeq, a predicted model, not a curated record
AUGGGUGCCCUCAAACCACAAACCUUGGAACAUCCAUCUGACUAUGAUCGCCAAGGGAGCAAACAUGACUCGGGAUCCUCAGCCGGAGGCGUUGAAGGCUUGAAGCCAGGGGGGCAUGUCACCGCCGCCCUGUCGUUCGUCGGCUCCAGCAGCUCUCCACCCUUUUCCAACAGCCUUUUCGGUGAUUCGGGGAGCGGCGGCGGCCACGAUUUCCCCACAUUCCCAGAAACGCUAUCACGGUUGUGCAUCAUCAUCAUCAUCAACUUCAAGGUGCAAAACUGCAAGACUCGUGUUUCAUCUCAGGAUCAGCGCUGGCGAGACGCCAAUGACGCUGGGUCGGAACCGAGCCUGGUGCUGAUUUGCUCCCUCCGGGCCCUACAGGCUCCUUCAGCCUUCAGGGAGGGCGACUUUUCCAAGGUUGGGAAGAAUCAGGUCGACGGAAGGAGGCUGUGCAAAGCGGGUCGUCCUUCCUGCUGCUCCCGAUUGGUUGUGACUGACGCUAGCGGUGCGUAUCGGUAUUACCUGUUUGUGACGGUUAUUACUUACGUCUUGACAUGGGUCAAAUGGAUGGAUCACUAUGCGAGAGAAAAACGAAAGAUGCCCUGGGGGAAGUUGUCCAAUGGGAACCGGUACCAUCUGGCGGGUACGUAG